Molecule: messenger RNA, 533 nt
Organism: Centruroides sculpturatus (bark scorpion)
Lineage: Eukaryota; Metazoa; Arthropoda; Arachnida; Scorpiones; Buthidae
Exons: 2
Coding region: 77-421 (114 amino acids)
Source: RefSeq, a predicted model, not a curated record
UUGUGAAUAAAUCAUAGAGUUUCGUACGGUCGGCAAACGAUGCUUUUAACUCGCUUACAAAGAGGAAACACGAGAAAUGAAUAAGUUCACUGUUAUAUUCGUCAUUAUCGUAAUUGCUCUGUCGAGAAGCGGAGAAGGUAGAAAGAGAAAUACCCAAGACCGCAGUUCCAAUUACGACCUAGUGACGUUGAAUAGAAGAAGUAACGUUGUUAGCGGUGCAUUACGUCGUAUAACUAAUCCAACUACUAAACCUAAUACUAAAACACCUACUGUUAUACCUGCCGAUAAACCCGUUGAUGUACCUGAUGAAAUCGUAAUUCAACCUGCAACUGUUGUCGUAAUUCAACCUCCAUCUUUCAUUGUAAUUUUUCCAGGAGCUAUAUUGUCGAGUGGACGAAUUUUCUUCGAUAGGGUAAUCUGAUCUAUCCAUAUGUAAAAAGAUUAGAAUCGCUCACGUAACAGAGAAAAUUUGAUUAAAAGUUUACCUGACUAAUAAGUGAAUUUUCGGUGUUUCUGGAUGAUAUUUCUUAAUU